Molecule: messenger RNA, 477 nt
Organism: Podospora anserina S mat+
Lineage: Eukaryota; Fungi; Ascomycota; Sordariomycetes; Sordariales; Podosporaceae
Exons: 3
Coding region: 1-477 (158 amino acids)
Source: RefSeq, a predicted model, not a curated record
AUGGUUGCCCUCUCCCUCAUCACUCUCGCCACGCUCCUGGGCUCUGCCCUGGCGAACCCUGUGCCGGUCCCAUCUUUUGAUGUUGAGAUCCCGGCCGCCAAUGCUUCCGAGGUGGACAAGCGCCAGGCUGCAGAGGGAGUCUACCUUUUGAAUUGCGGCCCUCCCUCCAACCCGAAUACAUACCACCCUGUUGUUUACUGCCCCGACAUCUCCAACUGUGGCCGCAUCCCCUCCAACAACAACCUCUGCUACGGCCCCACCAAGUGGGAGACUUCCACUGGCUCUUGCAGAUUCCCGACCGGCGUCACUUUCACCUGGAAUAUUGUGGCCAACGCCCAGGAGUUCCCCUACUUUGCCGUGGUUGGGAGUGGGAACAAUGGACGCCCGCGCCCUUUCACCAUCCGCAAAGAUAACCAGGGUGUUUUGUACAGGGAUGGUCAGGGAUACAACUGCAGAGCCAUUUAUGUUGCUGUGUAG